Molecule: messenger RNA, 591 nt
Organism: Closterium sp. NIES-65
Lineage: Eukaryota; Viridiplantae; Streptophyta; Zygnematophyceae; Desmidiales; Closteriaceae
Source: the annotation of a GenBank genome assembly
AUGAUGAUCGGAGGCGCGUCGCGGCCGAAGCAGCUGCAGAACAUCGUGGAUCGGCCAAUGAGCCGCGGCAAGUCCGAGGUGAGUCUGAGUGCGCUGGCGUUUCUCUUCUCGGAGAUGGUGCAGUACAGCCAGACGCGGGUCAACAACAUCGCAGAGCUUGAGAGGAAGCUGGAGGACCUGGGGUAUGGCAUAGGGCUGCGCAUGCUAGAGCUGCUGGUGCAGCGAGAAAAGGGCAACAGGCGGGAGACGCGGGUGCUGGGAAUUCUGUCGUUCGUGCACAGCACCGUGUGGAAGGCCCUCUUUGGCAAGGUGGCGGAUUCACUAGAGAAGAGCACAGAGCACGAGGAUGAGUACAUGAUCAGCGAAAAAGAGCUGCUCGUCAACAGGUUCAUCUCAGUGCCUAGGGACAUGGGUGCGUUCAACUGUGGCGCCUUCGUUGCAGGCAUUGUCAAGGGCGUGCUGGACAAUGCGGGCUUCCCGGCGCGAGUGACAGCGCACUACGUGCAGGUGGAGGGGCAGCAACGGCCACGCACCACCAUCCUCAUCAAGUUCGCCGACGAGGUGUUGGCUCGUGAAGCCAGGCUAGGUUGA